AUGGGUACUAUAUUCGAUACGCGAAUGCAACCAACAGAAGAAAUUACGAUGGAAAGAUCCCAGCAAAGGCGGGAGGAAAAAGCAAUGAAAGGGUCCCAAAUCUACCGGACAACCUAA
Fusarium venenatum is the source of this 117-nucleotide messenger RNA. NCBI's taxonomy places the organism in Eukaryota, Fungi, Ascomycota, Sordariomycetes, Hypocreales, Nectriaceae. The record is from RefSeq and is a predicted model, not a curated record.